Messenger RNA from Triticum urartu, 1159 nucleotides. NCBI's taxonomy places the organism in Eukaryota, Viridiplantae, Streptophyta, Magnoliopsida, Poales, Poaceae. The record is from RefSeq and is a predicted model, not a curated record.
CGCCGCCCCAAAGGUCUUCCGCAAAUCGAACCCUCAUCCACACUGUCCUCUCCCACACCAACGCCGCCGCCCCCGCCCCCGUCCUCGUCCGCCUUAGAUCUCCACCGCCGACGAUGACCCCCAUCGGUGUCGAUGGCGCCCGGUGCGUCGAGGUCGACGUCGCCUCCUUCCAUAGUCGUGCGAGGUCGAAUCCUCGGCUCCCUCCCUUCGACACCACCGACGGUGUGUCGAGGUCGAUCCGUCGAUGUCGCCCACCUCUCCCGCACCAGACCCCGCGGAGAAGUCCGAGCCUCCUCCAUUGGCCUGCGAGCGUGGCGAUGACAAGCGCUGGAGGAACCGUUGCUGCUUGGCUCCUCCGCUGUCUCAGGGUCGUCGCGCCACCACCAUGCUGUCGCGCUCCUAUUCUCCGCGGCCCUCCACGGCUCGGCGCUGACGAGGACCGACGGGAUCCCCGCCACUGCUUCCUCCACCCAGCGGCAAGAGCUGUGCCCGCUCUUCACUACGCCGGCACACCACGCUGCUCAGAUCCAUCAUGGUGGAAACCCGAUACAGGUGGCCUUCCUUCAGAUCUGUUUUGGUUUCUGUCGAAUUUGUCAGCUGCUCAGAGGAGCACACAGUUUUCGCCGAACGACUCCACUAGCAACCACCAUCCUCCGUGGAACGCCUUCCCUCAUCGCGAGCUAGCGUACUCUCCGAGCAGGCCUCCUCCCGGCAAGCUUCACCGAGCACCAACCUGCGGGUCCACAUCCUCCACGUCCUCUGCAAUGAAGCAACAGAGCAUCUACCCUCCGCAACGUUCUUCCCCUGGAUCAAUAGCGCUGCCUCCUUUUCCCCUUUAUUUGUUAGGUUUCCCUAUAGAAGUUGAUGGGGGUUUCGAAGAUCUUCAAGCUGCUGAAGAUUUGGGAGAUUCGGAAGAUCUUUAAGCUGUUGAAGAUAUGGAAGAGUGAUUAUGCUUUGUUUGUGGAACCUAUACACUUGCUCUGCUCAUUUUGCCGGUUGUUAGGCCACAAUAUGCUCAUUUUGGUUGUGUGGCACCCCAGAAACAUAUGUUCUUUUGUGGCACACAUGUAGAAACAUAUAUGUGUUGUACCUUUUGUGGCACAACCUGCUUAUAUAUAUAUGGUUGUUAUGUUAAUUUAUUGAAUUGACUUUAAGGUUU